Messenger RNA from Panicum hallii, 1333 nucleotides. Its product is annotated as auxin-responsive protein IAA10-like. The coding region runs from base 105 to 983 and encodes 292 amino acids. Gene Ontology annotation, biological process: regulation of DNA-templated transcription. Gene Ontology annotation, cellular component: nucleus. Lineage: Eukaryota; Viridiplantae; Streptophyta; Magnoliopsida; Poales; Poaceae. The record is from RefSeq and is a predicted model, not a curated record. The transcript has 5 exons. Gene Ontology annotation, molecular function: protein binding.
CUCAGCUCAGAUAAUAGUAACAGCUCCUUUCCUCCCUCUCGAGGUGUCUCUCCCAAAACACACCCCCUCGCCGCAGUCACUGAGCCAAGAACAAGAGCAGCGCGAUGAGAGGAGGAGCGGGGCCCAUGGUGGCGUUCAUCGCCGGCGACCCGCCUCCGGAUGCGGCGGCGGAGGAGGAGGUGGAGGAGAACUCUGGCGGCGAGGAGGAGGAGCAGGAGGACGACGAGCUGGAGCUGGGGCUCUGCCUAGGCUCCAAGAAGCAGCAGCAGCAGCCCCCGUCGCCAGCGCCGUGCCGGAUCCUGACGGCCAGGGACCUGCAGCCGGGGGCCCUGUCUCCGGACUCCUCCGUGUCCUCCUCCUCCCCCGCGGCAGGGGCAGCGGCGGCCAGCAAGAGGGCCAAGGCGGAUACAGCGCCCAACGCCACCACCUCGCCGGGGACGGUCGCUUCUGGCCACCCACAGAGCAGCUUUGGAGUGGUGGGAUGGCCACCCAUAAGAACUUUCAGGAUGAACAGCCUAUUCAACCAGGCCAAAGACAAUGCUUCAGAGGCUGGCACCAAGAAGGCCGCCGAUGAAUCUGACAUGCAGAAAGACAAGGAGGAGAGCGAAAAGAAAGGACGGGUUGUCGGUUGGGUGAAGGUGAACAUGGACGGCGAUAUCAUUGGAAGGAAGGUCGAUCUUAAUGCCCAUCGUUCGUAUAAGACCCUAGCCUCAGCACUUGAGCUAAUGUUCAUGAAACCAUCCAUCAGCCUUUGCACUUCUAGUAGUGCAAAGUCUCUGAAUCUAUUGGACAGCUCAUCGGAAUAUCAGCUCACCUAUGAGGACAGGGAUGGGGACUGGAUGCUUGUCGGAGAUGUUCCAUGGGAGAUGUUUGUAGGUUCAGUGAAGAGGCUCAAGAUCAUGAGGACAUCAGAUGCUAAUGGUCUCGGUCCGCGAUUCCAAGGGGUUCACAGAGCUGCAGCUUCCGCACGAGGUAGAACUUGAGAAGCGCCUACGGCGUUCGGUCUAGAGAGCUAUACCGCUGGUGAAGCUUGAAAUGUGUUUGAUAUCACAUAACAGCAGUCUGUAUCUUUGGCAUAGUUGUGAGAUUACUUGUGUCUAGUGGAAAUAGUAGAAGCGCUGUGAAGGAGCCACGCCACCGUGUUCUAUUCUAUUCUUUUUUCUUGCCCUUCGGUGCCCUCUUUGAGCUCUCUUCUGAUGGCUACGAGCAUCCUCCCCGUCUCUUCUGUCCACAAUGUUUUUAUCUGUGAGGCAUGGUCGCCCAAAGUGUCGGUUUUUCCCCCUUUUGUGCUGUGGCAAUAGUAUUUGUUCUACUUGUUUCAUAUUCAUGUUCA